GUGUCAUCACGUCGUUUAUAAGACGUCGUUACCAUAUCAUCAACAACGUCAGUUUCAACGAAAUCAGCUGACAGCAAGUACGAAUUUUCACAGAGCUCAAAUUACGCAGUAUUUCUCGAGGAGAUUACUCAAUAAAAUGAUGUACAUGGUCUAUGGCAGCACCUUCUAAGCUAUAUCUAUGGGGUAAACAAAUAACACUGCUGCGUUACAGAAAAGAAUUCGGACAUCGGGCAACAGUUUUUACUAUUUAACUGGCAACCCGAGAAAAGAUGCCAAAUCAAAGAAACGAACUGGUUAGGAUAGAUCUUAGAGUACAUAAAUCCCUGUCAGAAUACUCUAGCAGGGCAGCUGAUUAUUUUGUUGCCGUGACCGGGCCAGGACUUCAGCUAGGAUACGACGACUUCAGCAAAGCACCACGAUGUAAACGUGUUAAGCACGACCUUUGGGUGAAAAAAAUCUGGCUGCCUAAAAACAGCAGCAUCCAGUUCAAGUUCCUAGUAGUGAAGGCAUCGAAUAAUAAUACAGUUGACGUAGAGAAUGUAGAGCCCCGUCGCCUCUUUGUUGGCCAGCGAGCAAUCCAGGCCGAUACGACAUAUAACCAACAGGGACUUAUAAUUAAAGAAGAUGGACCAAAACUUCGCAAACCAGCAGAGCGGGGUAUAAACAAAGGGUCAAAGAUGCUGAAGUUAAAAGACGAAAAUAGUAAAAUAAAGAAGAUGAAGAAGAUGAAAGACGAAUGUCCUAAUACACAGGCGGAAGGCGAAACCCUCGGGAUUAAUAAUCUAGGUGACGAAAGCCUCUCCAAGUUGACAAAGCUGGUAAAGGAAGACAUUAACACGGAAAAGUUAAAAGAAAAAAUUAUUAAGACUGAAAAAAUAGAAUCUGUGACGGAUCAUCAGAACACUAAUAUCACAGGAGGCGUUGAUAACAAAGCUACAACUAGCACGGGUUUUCCUUCAAAUGGAAAGCGAUUCCUUCUUGCCACAGCUGGCAUUGUUGUGGUGUCUUGUGUCGGAUACUUUGCCUUCUGUAGGCGAUAAGUACCCUUACACAACCCUUGCCAUCACGGUUAUUCUUGUGCAUGAUUAUUCUAUAUUUCUCAAUAGAUUUUUAAUAAAUAAAGAAAAUUUCACGACGAGUUA
Molecule: messenger RNA, 1142 nt
Organism: Mercenaria mercenaria
Lineage: Eukaryota; Metazoa; Mollusca; Bivalvia; Venerida; Veneridae
Exons: 6
Coding region: 270-1040 (256 amino acids)
Molecular function (GO): starch binding
Source: RefSeq, a predicted model, not a curated record